Molecule: messenger RNA, 1424 nt
Organism: Vigna angularis (adzuki bean)
Lineage: Eukaryota; Viridiplantae; Streptophyta; Magnoliopsida; Fabales; Fabaceae
Exons: 3
Coding region: 305-1225 (306 amino acids)
Source: RefSeq, a predicted model, not a curated record
UGUAAAUACUGUAUCUGUAUCUCACACGACAUUGCACAAACUUCCUUAAACCAACAGCUGUGAAUGAUUCAUUAUCAAUCACUCUGUUCUGUCUCACUUCACUAAACCUUCUUCUUAUGUGUUCUCUCUCAUUUUCCCCAUCAUCCCAAUUCUUCACCUUUUCCUCUGCAACAUUCAAUCCAUCACUUUCUUCCUUACCCACCACCUUUUCUUUCUACAAUUUCAGAUUCCCUCACCCGGCAACAGUUAAAUUUCUCAUCUUGCUGCAGGAUUUUCAUCUGGGUCAUUUUUUCAGUGCACCACCAUGAUGCACGCGAAGACCGACUCCGAUGUCACCAGCAUGGACACGUCGUCGUCGCCGAAGCGCGCCGUGUACUACGUGCAGAGUCCGUCGCGGGAUUCUCACGACGGCGACAAGUCCUCGACGAUGCACGCGACGCCGGCGUUUAACAGCCCCACGGACUCGCCCUCGCACCACUCCUUCGGCCACCACUCCAGGGCGUCCUCUUCGAGCAGAGUGUCGGGGUCCUUCAACAUUGCCACUUGGGGGAAGAAAGCGAACCGCAAACGUGGCGGCGAGAAAGGGUGGCCGGAGGGCAAGGUGAUUGAGGAAGAGGAAGGGCAUUAUGGGGAGAGAGAAGGAUUAUCUAGGAGGACUCAGAUCUUCGUUGGGGUUGUUGGAUUGGCCUUGAUUUUCACUAUGUUUUGUUUGAUCAUUGGUGUGGUUGCCAGGCAUUUCAAAGUUCGUGUCAGUGUUAAGAGUUUGACAUUACACAACUUCUACUUCGGAGAAGGAGCAGACAUGACAGGAGUACCAUCCAAGAUGCUGACAGUAAAUUGCUCAGUGAGAAUGAAAGUGCAUAACCCCGCAACCUUUUUCGGCAUUCAUGUCAGCUCUAAGGAAGUAAAUCUCAUGUAUUCAGAGAUCACAGUUGCAUCUGGUGAGCUGAAGAAUCAAUAUCUACCGAGAAAGGGUACACGGAAUGUGUCUGUGAAUCUGCAAGGAAGCAAGGUUCCUUUGUAUGGUGCUGGUGCAAGUUUAACUGGCUUGGUGGACAAUGGAAAAGUACCUGUGACUCUUGUAUUUGAAGUUAGAUCAAUAGGGAAUGUUGUUGGGAAGUUGGUGAGGUCCAAACAUAGAAGGCAUGUGUCUUGCUCAGUUGCUAUUGAUUCACACAACAAUGGACCCAUCAAACUUAAAGAGAAUGCAUGCACAUACAAUUGAGUGGUUUUGGUUUAGCAGUAACCAGUUUCCUGUGUGCCUUUUCAAUUCAUUCUGCUGGUUUUGUAUUUGCCGUGAAACAACAAAUAGGGUGACAGAAAUACUAUAGUUUAUAUUAUAGAUAGCUUUGGUGGUGCAAUUUUGGGCACAUGAGAUUUGAAAAUCAGUUUAUUGGAAUAGUAUAAUCUCUUUUCCCUUCUUC